UUAAGGUUACUGUCAUAGGUUUUCCCGAGGCAGCAGAUCUCUUGUUCUUCUGUGAUGAAAUUCUAUGACACCCUUUUAGAGUAACAUUCAUUUAGAAGCAUUUUUAUAAAUCUUCCAAUCAUGUGGUUUUCUUCCUUUAUUCGACGACGGAGUCUAACGAUUUUUGUAGGAAUAACUAUACUUGGGGCUGCCCUCCUUGUUUUCUUCUUUAACGAUAAGAGCUGGUCCAUUUCCCUGCCCCAUGUCAAUUCUGAUGGAAACAUACCGGUCUGUCCAGUGCAGAGGAAGGUCCUGUUCAGGGAUAGGAACUGUGACCUUGACUCUCCAAAGGGGUUACUUUACAAACAACCAGGUAUAACAUUGGGGCGCUGCGAUGUGGUGGCUGUAACCCCCUGGUCAGCACCAAUUGUCUGGGAAGAAACUUUUGACCCUGUUUUAGUUGACGCCAUAUACAAGCCAAAGAAUCUGACCAUUGCUACAACUGUGUUUGCCAUUGGAAAGUAUAUCAGGUUUCUGCGUGAUUUCUUGGAAACUGCAGAGAAGCACUUUAUGGUUGACUUCAAAGUGCACUAUCACAUUUUCACUGACCAGCUGCAAGACGUGCCAGCAGUGGAUCUGGCUGCUGGAAGAAAAAUCUUUGUCCAUCAGGUGCCGAAAUUAAAACGCUGGCAGGACAUCUCUGCUUCGAGGAUGCAGAUGAUCCAGACCAUCAUUGAGGAGCAGCUUUACCGAGAGGCAGAUUACAUCUACUGCCAGGAUGUCGAUGCAAAAUUCCACUUUCGCUGGGGUGCAGAGACACUGGAUCGGCUAGUUGGCCAAAUACACCCUUGGUUCUAUGAUUUGGGUCGCGACCAGUUCACUUACGAACGGCGUCCUGAGUCUACAGCUUAUAUUCCUCCUGGGGAGGGAGACUUCUAUUAUAUUGGAGCCAUGUUUGGGGGCAGAGUUGAGGAAGUCUAUAAACUGGUUAAAAGUUGUCAUGAAAAUCUAGAAGCAGACAAAGCAAAUGGAAUAGAGGCAGCCUGGCAGGAAGAGAGCCACCUAAACUGGUACCUGCUUUACAAUAAACCAUCUAAGAUUUUGUCCCCAGAGUACCUGUGGGAUGACCUAAGGGGUAAAGCAAAUGUUAUGAAAGUCGUUCGCCUUUCACAUAUCCUGAAGAACUAUGCAGAAGUAAGAGAAAAUACAUAGGCUUUAUACAAGCAAAGGCACAGCAUGAGACUCAAAGGAGCACAGUAUGCUUUUGUAGCAGUUGAAAUAUUUUAUUUCUUUUAUAUGUUUUUUUUAUAUUUUAUUAGUCAACUGAACUUUGAACGGUAACUGGUUAUAUAAAUGAGUAAGUUAAAUUAUUAUGUGGAGGGUUCCAUAGCUCCGGGUUGCAGGUGGGGUUUAGCUUGCAGUUACACCUUACGCACGCACCUUGCUGCGCGCCUCUGCGGCUCCUCAGAGGCACAGUGGGUGCUUUGCGGUAAGUUGACUUCGGUCAACUCUCCCACAUUUUGUGAAUUGGAACGGUUAAACUGCUUAAUUAAUAAGUAACAUGAGUAUAUGAUGGUGUGCAGUCAUUUUAUAUGCAUGUUUCAGUACUUAUAAGUUAGUUUUGGAGGAAAAUUACAUGUAACAUUUUACAUGUGCAGGGAGCGGGAGAAACUGCAGUUGACUACGUGUGUGUACAAUCCCCAUUCUGCUUUCGUGGUGCAGGUAGAAUAAAAUAAAACGAAGAAUUGA
Molecule: messenger RNA, 1728 nt
Organism: Paramormyrops kingsleyae
Lineage: Eukaryota; Metazoa; Chordata; Actinopteri; Osteoglossiformes; Mormyridae
Product: globoside alpha-1,3-N-acetylgalactosaminyltransferase 1-like
Biological process (GO): carbohydrate metabolic process
Cellular component (GO): membrane; Golgi apparatus; vesicle
Molecular function (GO): hexosyltransferase activity
Source: RefSeq, a predicted model, not a curated record